CGCGUCGUCAUCAACGUUUCAGCUCCCGUACGUGCAGUGUAGGAGGAAGCCGUGUGUGGUUGUUCGCUCGCCGUCGGUCGUCUCUCGUAGUAGGGCAUUCAUUCAUUGUCCGUCGCGUUCCGUUCGGGGGAUUUUGCCACUGCAGUGGUCUCUUCGUGGCGAUUUAAAGUGAAGGUGGAUUUGGAAGGUGCACCUCGUCGGACUGCGCGCAUAGUAGACAGACGAUUUUCUUCUGAUGUGUGAUUGAUUCGGUUGCGGUGCGUCGUGGAAAGAGGACCUGCUACCAUACCACAGUAGUGUGUCGCGUGCGUGUGUCGAAAGUGCUACCGAUAUUAUAGGCGGUUUUUUUUUUCAUUUCGUUGGGUGGUUUGCUACGAAAGGAGGUCGGUCGAGAUCAUCACCGAGCCGAGUGGUUUACUCUGCUUUUUUUUCGGAUUUGGAGGUUUCGAUCUCUUUCAAAUUUUGAAAGUGCGAGUGCUUUUUCUGUGAAAACUACGCGACUAGAUUUCACGGCACUCAAAUCCCCGACGCGAGGAUCAAAUCGUGGCAGUAUUUGGUUUUGGUUUUUCGAUUCAGAAAAGCGAGAAGGUGGAUCACAUUGUCAACACUGACGUUCCUCCCUCUGACAACAGUUACGUCAACGGAAAGUUACUAUUUGGGAACUGGAAGAACUGCCCGGAGGAAUUUUUGUACCGAAUAACAGCAUAUAUGCGAUAAAUCAAAGCUCAAUUUUAUUGGAAAAAAAAUCUCACCAAGCUACCGCGAAACAUAGGAUAGGAAAAACCUAAUUAGUUUAAGUGCUGCCAAUAGUAUUCCCAUAUCGCGUAGUACGUAAAUUAAAGGAAGAAAUUAUUGUAAAUUAUUAAAACAAACACAUUCGCAAACGCAAGUAAAAAGUAGGAAAGUUCGACGGUGAACGAAAGCAAGAAAAAAUCGCAUUUCUCACCCACACUCGCGCCGUGCUUGUCUGUUGAAAGCAGAGUGUCGAAGAAGAGUGCACAGAGAGCACAAAGCACGGAAAAUCUAGAAAGAAAGAAAGGAAAAAAUCAUCCAACACGCGAAAAGUGCCAGUUUUCUGUUCGUCUAUUCGCGCGAAACAAGUGCGGUGGAUCACGCGGGUAUUGACACACAAAUACCAAUCCUCGUGUCGAUUUUCGAGCAGAGUGCAGCGAAAAUAAUAAAUACGAGAAGAGAAACCGAAGUCUGUGAUCAAGCAAAAUUCAAUAAUUAAUAGAAAAAUUUGAAGACCGCGACGACGACGACGAGUUUAGGAUUAAGUAAUCGCAUACAUAUCAUCGCUCAGUGGCGGCGGCGGUGGAUGUGGUGGUGGUAAAUUGGUGCAGUUGCGCGCAUCGAUAUCAUAUCUACAGAGGAAGAUCCCGUCACUUCAUUUUACAUCACCGUUAUCAUCAUCAGCAGCAUCAUCGUGUAAGCGUGGUGUGAUCAUCAGCAGCAAUCGCCAUGGAGUCGAUGGAGUAUGAGAUGGCCCGCAACAUGACGUUGCUGUUCUUUCUGGAACGGCUGCUGGAUCGCGGAGAGCCACGCACUCUGCACGACUUGUCGUGCCAGUUCGGAGCACGCGGUUUCACCAAGGAGAUGCGACAGAUCGCCGGCGGUAGUCAAUCAGGUCUCAAGAAAUUCCUCUCACAGUACCCGGCGCUGUUCGAAAUCAACGGCGAUUUUGUGCACAUCAACAGCUACACAUCGAGCAGCGUGGACGAUUCUUCGAUCUCGGGCAAGCGGGACUACAUCCAGGAGGCGAAGGACUACUUCAAACACAAACUGCUGCAGUAUGGCAAGGGCACCGAGGUGCCGAUCCGCAGUCUCUUGGGACACCGGAGCCAGGCAUCGCCCCAGGUGCGACACAUAUCCGGUCAGCACAUCCGGGAAUUUACGGAAUUCCUGGUGAAACACCCGGACACCUUCAACGUGGUGGACGGCGAGAAUGUCGUCCUGGUCGGGUGCGAAAACGAAGAAGACGUCCCCGCGUCGGAACGAUUGCAUUUGCCAAACUCUUCCAUCGACACACAGGCCACCCAGCAGCUGCUGGACUCGUUUGCUCAAGUGAUAGAAAUCAAGGGCCCCAUCAUUGUCGAUCAGCUCUUCCACAUGGUAACGUCCAACUUCCCCCAGGAACAGUGGUUUCACAUGUUCAAAAACCCGGGCGAUCUGAAAACGUUUCUGAAGCUCUUCUCCGACUGCUUCCAAAUUCAAUCCAAUCUAGUCACGCUACUGCAGAAGCCAAAGCUGUCCGAUUCGCACAUUAGGCAGGCGCAGGAUAAGCUCAAUCUGUCCAACAGCACCUUCAACACCACACCGAGCGUCGGCAGCGCUGGCAGUGCUGUGGGCAGUGCCAACGGUAGCAACAACACCAGUCGGACAGCCUCUCCCAAGAACAUGAUCGGAGAUUUUAAACUUAACGAACCGGUCUCGGUCGGAAUCGGUUCUAACAAUCCGACCACCGCACUGAGCAGUAGUAAAAGCGAACCCACUAGUGGCUUCGAUAGUUUACUAAUCAAUAACGAUUUUAAAAUGGAGAACCUCUGUCUUAAAAACUGCCCCUCGUCGUCCAAUUCCGCCUACUCAAAAACCCAACAGACCAUCUCGGCGGCCCAGCACCAACCAAUCCAAAUAAUGAGACAAGAACCGAACAACCCGGCUACCAACGACAAAGCCAACCUCAUCAACAACAACAACAACAACAACAAUCCGGCUGUGAAUCCGAAAAAUCAAACCCUUAAGCAACGUAUAAACAGUUUGGUGAUCAAAACGCUCGCCGAAAACCUAGAAAAAGAUAAGCAAUCAAUGUCUGCCAUUCAACAUCAAACGUAUUACAGCAUGGGCGUCGGCCCCGGAGGAGGAAUGAGUGGUGCCCAGCCAAACAACAACCCAUCGCCACAUCCCGUCUCCCCCACACCAACCAGUCCGGUCCACUCGAAUAACUACUUCAUGGGUGAUACGUGGAAGAUCAAGGUCCUCCAGAACACCCGGGUCAUCUCGACGGUGAAGGAAUCGCUCUUCGUCAACAAUGUCAUUCUGAAAGCUUCCACCUACGAAGACCAGGCGGUGGUAUCGUUCGACUGCGAGGGCAUCAAUUUGGGAGUCCGGGGCCAGAUCACCAUGAUCCAGCUGGGAACGACCCGGGGAGAGGCGUUCAUUUUCGAUGUGGCGUCCUGCCCGGAUAUGGUUCCGCACGGUGGAAUCAAGGAGGUGCUCGAAUCGGAGAAGGUCAUCAAGGUGAUACAUGACUGCCGGAACGAUUCGGUCAAUCUGUACAACCAGUUCCAGAUACUGCUGAAGAAUGUGUUCGACACGCAGUCCGCCCACGCUGUCCUCCAGUUCCAAGACCAGGGCAAGCAGGUCUACAAAGUGAAGAACGUUUCGCUUAACACCCUGUGUGAGAUGUACAAUGCCACCGUCAAUCCUAUGAAGGACCAACUCAAGAACGUAUACCGCCGGGAUCAGAAGUACUGGGCCCGACGGCCGCUGACGCGUGACAUGCUUCUAUACGCCGCCGGUGAUGUGCUGAUACUGAUCAACGAACAGCUGUACCUCAACAUGGCUACAUCAAUCAAACCGGAGUUCCGAGAGCUGCUCGCGGAACUGUGCACUGAGCAGAUUUUGAUGCUAAUCCGCCCAGUGGACGUCAAGAUGCGCAAGAAGCAACGGAAGGUCCGUUCGGAGAUCCAGGACCUCAAGGUGAAGCUGAAGGGUGCCAGUAAGAACGUGGUGCUGAGUAAUCGCGAGAUACGAUUACUGAGAUACAUGGACCUGACCGAGGAUGAGAAGGAGAAACUGCGCGUUUCAUACAAGGUGGCCAAAAAGCUGGACAAACUGGAGAACUUUGACCGGGACCGUGGCGAUGCGAGCGAUUCCGAGGACGAGUGCGACGUCAUCGAGCAGGACUACCAGAGCUUGGACAGUGUUCCGUCGGAUAACUCGCUGCCAGGCACGGGAAGCAGUGGUGGGCCGGGAACUUUCUCGCCCAAGAGUUCGGAACCGCCGAGCUUGACCGAAUCGAUGCAGCUGAUGGACGAAAUCCUCUCCAACACGACCAUGGACCGGAUGGCCCGGAUCGACAAGCUGGAAGCGAUUCUGUCCGCUGCGACCCUGCUGCCGAACGAUCAGUCCUUCACUGAGACCAUGAACAAUUUCAAUACCAAUACGAUAGUAGUAACUAACGAUAAUAUUCUACAGCCGGCGAAGAAGGAGGAACCCAAAGGACGAACUCCGAAAUCCACCGGAACUGGAAACUCAACCGGCAGUUUCACUAAAUCAUCCCGCCAUCAGCAGCAUGGUACGACUCCCCCACCGGCGCAACCGAAGGCCGAAAUGAAGGAGGCCGGCUGCCAGACGCUCAGUACCGGCGACAUCGUCAUCACCAAGAUCUUCUUCAAGGAGGAACUGGACAAAAAGCCGGAGAAGACCCUCAGCAGUUCGGUGGCGAUGGCGAAACGGAACGGAAUGGAACCGGAAAUCCUGGUGCAACAGCACAACUCGGUGCAGGCCUGAGACAGGCCACCGAACCGGUACGGGACCGGUUCCAAUGGCAGCGGUGGACGCUCGCGAACCGGAACCAGAGCCGGAAGCGAGCUCGUCGUUGCCUACCACCACCACCGGCACCAACAGCGAGGCGGACGUUGUGAAUAGUUUUGUGUGGAAAAGGGACGGUUGGUUAGUGCUUUUUCGAUUUUUUUUUUCUGGACGGGUUCUUGUUUUUUCAGUAUAUAGGCAUACCUUAUAGAGCGGAUGGAUAUCAAAUAUCUGUUUGGGGUGGGCGAGCGAACGAGGGACGUCGUUUGAUUUGGUGAGCGAACGACGACGCGAGAGAAAGAGAGAAACUAUGAGAGCGUAAAGCAAUAAUUUAUCGGUUUAUCUAUACACACAUAUUUUUAAAAAAGCAAAUUUGAGAGUAAAAAACCCCGUAUUUAUAAAAAAAUCCAUUUGUAGACGCGUGUUCAGGCUAUAGAAGGGACGAAACUAGGCGAGAAAAGUUAUCAAUUGUAAAAUAGUAAAUGAUGAUUUGUAGAAUGCGAACCAUUUGAGAGGAACAAUAUCAAUAUUAUUAUUUUUUGAUAAUAUAUUUAACAGGAGGAGCAGAGAAGAGAAUUUUUCAAAACGGAAAGCUGUGAGCAUAGCUACCUAUACUCUCUUAAAGCGUAAAGUUAUAGAAAUUUGAGGAUCAAAAUUUUUGAGCGACGUUCAUAAAAGUUUUACACGCUGAUAGUUAACAAUGAAAGGAUAAAAGUUGUAUGUAUCAUGGAAAAUGUUAGAUGAAAAUUUGCUUCUUAAUAUAUUAUACACAGACAGGCGGACAUGCAACACAUUUAACUGCUAGGAACGAAAAUAACUUAAAAACGAACAUUAUUAACAUUUGAUGAACUUUGUGAAGCAUUAAACAGAAAAGAACGAGAAAAAUAAGAAUCAAUUCCUACCUAUAUAACAGAGGAGAAGAUGGCAACAAAAAAAAAUUGCAAAAUAUUCUAACAAUGAUAUAUUGGAAAACAAAUGAUAAAAAACGAAAAACAAUAAAACCAACAGUAGAAUAUUGUA
Messenger RNA from Ochlerotatus camptorhynchus, 5553 nucleotides. It is a transcript of the gene egl, whose product is annotated as Egl_like_exo domain-containing protein. Gene Ontology annotation, biological process: nucleobase-containing compound metabolic process. The transcript is spliced from 8 exons. The coding region runs from base 1462 to 4512 and encodes 1016 amino acids. Gene Ontology annotation, molecular function: 3'-5' exonuclease activity; nucleic acid binding. NCBI's taxonomy places the organism in Eukaryota, Metazoa, Arthropoda, Insecta, Diptera, Culicidae. The record is from RefSeq and is a predicted model, not a curated record.